This is a messenger RNA of Sitophilus oryzae (rice weevil), 2070 nucleotides long. RefSeq names its product dorsal root ganglia homeobox protein-like. The record is from RefSeq and is a predicted model, not a curated record. Gene Ontology annotation, molecular function: DNA-binding transcription factor activity, RNA polymerase II-specific; RNA polymerase II transcription regulatory region sequence-specific DNA binding. Bases 330 to 1454 code for a protein of 374 amino acids. NCBI's taxonomy places the organism in Eukaryota, Metazoa, Arthropoda, Insecta, Coleoptera, Curculionidae. The transcript is spliced from 8 exons. Gene Ontology annotation, biological process: regulation of transcription by RNA polymerase II.
GCAUCGCUACAUCGCGGCGAGAUAAAAGCACAAAAGCUUGCCAGCAUCCGACGGGCUUCAUCUCUGGCUAUAUUAUCGUUAAAGCUCUGAUAAUCACGCGAAGUCUUUCUUUAACAAUCAACGGUUGAUUGAGCUGUCGUGUUGAAUUCGUUUUGUUUUCUGUUGAGUUUUAAGACAUGGACCAGAAAUAAGACUAUUGGUGAAUUUGUGUAUUUUUUUAAGAAACUGAACUGAUUCGUUUUUGAAAUCUGUCGGGGGUUGAUUCCCCCAUCGCCAGCAUCACGAUUUUCGGUGACGGUCACAAAAUUGCAGGUGGGGGUGGCAGGGGUAUGUUCUGCUACCACUGCCCAUCUGCUUUGCAUCCUGGAGCACCGCAACCUAGAUUGCCUACGUUAGAAUAUCCAUUUACCCCAUCACACCCCUAUACCAGUUAUUCUUACCAUCCGGCAAUUCACGAUGAUACUUUCGUUCGGAGAAAGCAAAGGAGAAAUAGGACUACGUUUACCCUUCAGCAGCUGGAAGAGUUGGAGAGUGCGUUUGCUCAAACUCACUAUCCUGAUGUCUUCACCCGAGAGGAUUUAGCUAUGAAGAUAAAUUUAACAGAAGCCAGAGUUCAGGUGUGGUUUCAAAACAGGCGAGCCAAAUGGAGAAAAGCUGAAAGACUAAAAGAAGAACAACGUAAACGUGAGGGUAUAGAUUUAAAGAGAGAUGACGAAACUAAAGAGGAAAAAGUUGAAGACGGCCAAACUACAAGUUCUCCAGAAAUAACAGCAGACGAUGACGUUAAUCGUGAUAGGGAAUGUUCUAGCAGAAGCUCGAUGGAUCGAGAUAGUCCAGAGCAAAGCAGAAGAACAAUCGAUGCAGAUCGAUCAACACCUAUAUCUCCUCAUGGAAGCCCCACUCCGUCAGCCACUUCUGAACCCCCGAGGCAAAUACAAGCUUCAACAUUUUCACAUAUGUUCCCUUUUGGUGACAGUGGUCCUGGUGGUUUUAGGCCUGUUUUGGAUGGAGCUGCUAGAAAUUCCUCGCCAUCUUUGUUCUUUCCUCCACAUUUGGCUUCACAUCUUAGCUCGCAGUUCUCACCACCUUUGUUUCCAGCCUUAAAAGGUUUCCCCGGUUUGUGUUCCUGCUGUCCGAUCAAACCCCUCGGAAGCGGCCUGUCCCCUGCCCACCUGCUGCCCUCUACCGAAGCAGGACCGGCAGUAUCGUCUCAAGGCUCGCCCGUAGGAAGCGAUCAGCGCCAGUCCAGCGUUGCCGAGCUGCGCAGGAAAGCGCAAGAACACUCGGCCGCUCUGCUGCAGAGUUUGCAGCACGUUGCCAAUUUUCAGCAGGCGGCCGGACUCAACUUCCCGCUGUUGCCGCCGCUGACGCUUCAGGCGCUACAGCGAAAACACGACAUCGGAGGGAACGGGAUGACAGAAAACGUAGUAGUUAAAGACCCGUCGCCUACAUAAGGAUUUUAGCGGCUUUUUUUUAUUAGUCUUUGAUUCUAUCAUAAACACCACUAUGCAAGAGCGUUGCCAAGUGGGAUAUGUCCCUCUCUAGAGAUUCAAUAAAAUGUGUUCAACUUUUUUCUUUCGGGAAUCGUUUUUCAGAGUUUGAUUCCCGAUAUUUCCAUGCUUGGCGAAACAAGAUGGAAUGAGAUAUCUAUCUAUGAGAGAAUAUUCAAUGUAAGAAAGUGUUCAAUGUUCAAUAUAGUAUGGUCUAGAUCAGUGAUUCCCAAAGAAGUCCAGGUGGACCCCCAGUGGUCCACUACAGGUGAAUUUUUUUUUACUUGAAAUCACUUAUUAAAAAAAUAAAACAUUCAUUAUAUAGAAGCUUUCUCAAACACAAAAUCAUAAAAAAAUUUCUGCGGAAAUGCAUUAUUCUCUUUUUUUCCGACUUUAGAAUAACUGAAAUCAGUUACAUGAGUACGUGUUCCUGCUUUACAUUCUAAACACUUUUCUUGUGUAGGUAUGAACUUAACCUAGUAGAUACUGUAAUUUAGACAUCAAUACCAUACCGAGAAAAAACGAAAAUAAACGAAAAUGGACCGAAAAACCAAACCAAACCAAAACAAACUUAACCAAA